Messenger RNA from Monoraphidium neglectum, 741 nucleotides. Its product is annotated as ATP-dependent Clp protease proteolytic subunit. Gene Ontology annotation, biological process: protein quality control for misfolded or incompletely synthesized proteins. The transcript is spliced from 7 exons. The record is from RefSeq and is a predicted model, not a curated record. NCBI's taxonomy places the organism in Eukaryota, Viridiplantae, Chlorophyta, Chlorophyceae, Sphaeropleales, Selenastraceae. The coding region runs from base 1 to 741 and encodes 246 amino acids. Gene Ontology annotation, cellular component: endopeptidase Clp complex. Gene Ontology annotation, molecular function: ATPase binding; serine-type endopeptidase activity; ATP-dependent peptidase activity.
AUGUCUUUGAGUCUAAAGGCGCGCGUGAGCGCGGGCAGCAGCGGCAGCAGCCGCGGCAGCAGCGGCCCUCGGCGGCGUGCCACGACGAUGAUGGCGGUGGCUGCCCCGAAAGUGCUCAUGCGGCCGCCGGGGGAGAGGCAGUUCCAGUGGGUCGACAUGUGGGAGGCCUACACCAUGAACAAGGUGGUGUUCAUUAAGGAGCCCGUGACUGAGGACAGCGCCAACAACCUCAUGGCGCUCACGCUGUACCUAGACAGCGUUGACCAGAAGCGCAUCUACUACUGGCUCAACUGCCCCGGCGGAGAGGUGGUGCCCACGCUGGCGCUGUAUGAUACUAUGCAGUAUGUCCGCAGCCCCACGGCCACCGUCGGCUAUGGCAUGUGCCUGGGCAUGGGCGGCUUCCUGCUCGCGUGCGGCGGCGAGAAGGGCUACCGUUACGCGAUGCCCCACAGCAUCCUCAUGAUGCACCACCCCAGCGGCACCUCGCGCGGCCAGGCCAGCGACAUGCACAUCGAGGCGCGGGAGCUGGUGCGCAUGAGGGACUACCUGUCGCUUCUCAUCUCAGACCACACGGGCCAGCCCUACGACAGGGUGAUCCGUGAGCUGUCGCGCAACAAGUGGAUGAACCCCAAGGAGGCCAUCGAGUAUGGCAUGAUCGACAAGGUCCUCACCACGCCCAUGCCCAAGAUGCCGCAGCUGGGACCCAAGUUCAAGUUUGAGCGGCAGGACAUCGGCGUGUGA